This is a messenger RNA of Perca flavescens (yellow perch), 19457 nucleotides long. RefSeq names its product obscurin, cytoskeletal calmodulin and titin-interacting RhoGEF a (gene obscna). The transcript is spliced from 81 exons. Lineage: Eukaryota; Metazoa; Chordata; Actinopteri; Perciformes; Percidae. Bases 1 to 18945 code for a protein of 6314 amino acids. Gene Ontology annotation, biological process: protein phosphorylation. Gene Ontology annotation, molecular function: ATP binding; guanyl-nucleotide exchange factor activity; protein binding. The record is from RefSeq and is a predicted model, not a curated record.
AUGGGAGACAAUAUACCUGGAGGAAUUGUAGCUGCUGCAAAGAACCGUCUGCAGGUGGUGAAGGGGUUGGAAGAUGUGGAGGUGUCUGAGUGUGAGAGCUGCUCCUUUGAAGUGAAACUCAAUCUGGCCUAUAUCGAGGGUGUGUGGACCAGAGAUGGGAUGCAGCUUAAGUCAAAGCCCAACUGGCGCAUCAGCACACAUGGGAAGAAGCACUCCCUCGUACUGAACAGGGUGGCUUUGGGAGAUGCAGGCCUGUUCUCUUUUCAGGCCAACGGCAUUCAGACCUCAUGCAGACUCAGUGUCACAGCUAGGGACAUCCACAUAGUUAAGGAGCUCGAAAAUGUUGACACGAUGGAGCGUCAACCUGUGAAUUUCCUGUGUGAGGUCAACCAGGUGGAUUUGGAUGGUCGGUGGUACAGAGAUGACUGCCGAAUUCGACCUGGGGACAACAUCAAGAUCAGAUACCAGGGUAAAACUCACACCCUGUUCUUCAAGUCAGUCAGGCCAGAGCAUGCUGGAGAGAUCAGAUUCACUGCAGAGCGUGUCUCUUCGUAUGCAACUCUCACAGUGAAAGAGCUCCCAGUCCAAAUAGUGCGUCCUCUGAGGGUCAAGAUAGCCAUGUAUCGCCACCGGGGUCUGCUGGAGUGCCAGGUGUCACGGCCUAAUGCUCAGGUCCGGUGGUACAAGAACAGGAAGGAGCUCCUGCCCAGUAAAAAAUACCAACUGAUCAGCCAAGAUGUCUACAGGCAGCUGACCAUCGACAACGUCUGCUCUUCAGAUGAGGACACCUACACCUGUGAUGCAGGAGAUGACAACACCUCUUGUCAGCUUCUCGUGGAGGAACAGGCUAUCAGAAUAGUGAGGGGGAUGAGCUCAGUGGAGGUGAUGGAGCCAGAGCCAGCGCUGUUCCAAGUGGAGACCAGCCUGAAAUCAGGGAGGCCUCCCCGGUGGACCCUGAACGGUGAGGUGCUGGAGCCUAGCGCAGCAGUGAACAUCGACAGGAAAGGCACCCUCCACAGCCUCUGUCUCACCUCCACAGAAAGCUCCAUGUCGGGCCCUGUUCUCUUUGUAGCUGGCAAGAGUCGUUCCACUGCUCAGCUUACUGUCAAAGAGCGACCUCUCCAGGUUGCCCGCCACUUGGACGAUGCAGAGGCGAAGGAGAACAGCUCUGUGACUCUGAGCUGUGCGUUUUCCCCGUCUCCCAGGGUGGUGCGGUGGUUUAAAGGUCGUACGGCUCUGAAGACCUCGAACAAGUACAGCAUGAAAAGGGAAGGGAAGCGAGCACAGCUGACCAUUCAUGGCUUGACAGGGAUGGAUGCAGGACAGUACCGCUGCAUGGCUGGGGGCUCCCAGAGCACAGCUCAUGUUAAGGUUGAGGUGCGAACACUGAAGUUGGUCAAACACUUGGAGCCAGUGGAAAUGGAGGAGGAGGGCAUGGCAACAUUCUCCUGUGAGCUCAACUAUGUGGUCGCCAACGUGGAGUGGCUCCUUAACAAUGUCCGCCUCUAUUGCAACGCCAUCAAUAGGAUCCAGCACAUGGGCACUAUGCACAGCCUCACAAUAAAGACGCUGCGACCACAGGAGAGCAGGGUCACAUUCAAAGCCGGCCUUCUCUCUGAGACAACCACCUUAAAGGUCAAAGAGCGCCCAGCAGUGUUCCUGAGGUCUCUGGAGGAUGCAGUAGGAGAAGAACAAGGGGAAGUCUGCCUGCAGUGUGACAUUUCCAAAGAGACAGUGACCCCUGUUUGGAGGAAGGAUGGUAUGUUCCUUACCGCUGAUGAUAAACAUGAGCUACUUCAGUUUGGGAAGUCCAUGGCAUUGAUCAUCCAUUCCCUGAGCAAGGAUGAUGCUGGACUGUACACCUGUGACCUGGGCACCAGCCAGACCAAGGCCAAAGUUACUGUACAUGACUUACAUAUCACUAUUGUUCAACGUAUGAAAACAACAACUGUCCUGGAAGGCGAAAGCUGCACUUUUGAUUGUCACCUCUCUCAUGAUCUCGAUGAUGAGCCUUCCUGGAUCAUCAAUGGCCAGGUGUUGGUCCCCAAUAGCCGCAUCCAGGUUAUCAACAAUGGCCGUAACUAUAGGAUGACCAUUAAAGAUGCUAUACUGACUGACGCUGGAGACGUGGUCUUUACAAUUAAGGACUUGAGCUGUAGGACCAUGCUCUUUGUUAAAGAGAAGCCAGUGCACAUCUUCAGGGAGCUGUUGAAUGUCAAGGCGGUACCUGGUGAGGACGCAGAGCUGAGCUGUGAGAUCACCAAACCAGAAGUCACUAUCCGUUGGCUGAAAAAUGGCCAUUUGAUCAGGCAGAGCCCAAAGUAUGAAAUGAGUGUGGAGAAGAACUCGGCGCGAUUGGUGAUCAAGAAUACCACCAUCAGAGACUCUGGAGAGUACUGCUGUGAGGCCGAAGGCAUUGCCUCGCGUGCCAAGCUGGAGAUCAGAGAACUUCAGCACACAUUUGCGAGGGAGUUAAGGGACACACAAGCAGAGGAAAAGGGUAAAGUGACUCUGGAGUGUGAGACCAGGCGGCCAGCCAAGCGGGUGACCUGGUUGAAGGGCAUGGUGGAGCUGAGGUCUGGUAGGAAGUAUGUCAUCAGGCAGAAGGGCGUGGUGUUGUCCCUAACCAUCACUUCACUGGAGAAAUUGGACACGGAUGUAUACACGUGUGAUGUCAGUACCAUGGAAAGCCGGGCACAGCUGACUGUGCAGGGUCAGAAGGUGUUGAUCCUUGAUGAAUUAGAAGAUGUUGAGUGUCUAGAGGGCGACACAGUCACAUUCAGGUGUCGAAUUUGUCCCAGUGACUACAUCGGGGUCAAGUGGUAUCUGGACGAGACUCUGCUGUACACCAAUGAGCUCAAUGAGAUCCAGAUGUUGCCCGGAGGCUUCCACACCCUCACAUUUAGACAGCUUGCCCGCAAAGACACUGGCACUAUCUCGUUUUCAGCAGGGGACAAAAGAUCGUACGCCUCAAUGUUGGUUAGAGAGAGACGUCCCACCAUCAUUAAAGCACUUGAAGACUGUGAGGCUAUUGAAGGAGGUGGUUUGGUUUUGUCUUGUGUGGCCUCCAAGCCAUGUCACAUCCUGUGGUACAAAGAUGGCUGCCUGAUGUGGAACUCUUCAAGGUAUUUUGCCAGUCGUUCCGGCUGUGAAGCCCGGCUGACGAUUCGGGAGGUCUGCAACAACGAUGCCGGAGUGUACGAGUGCAGUGCUGGAUCUGUUACAACGAGGGCCGUUGUAACUGUCAAAGCCAUUCCAGCAGAGUUUACCCAGUCUCUAAAGACUGUGGAGGCCAAAGAGGGGGAGACCGUGACCCUGACCUGUGAAUACUCUCUGCCUGGCGUCCAGUUCCACUGGAGGAGAGGUUUUGAGAGUAUCAGGCCUGGAGAUAAGUACCUGAUGAAACAGAGGAACACCAUUAAUUCCCUGACCAUCAAAGCCCUGAAGCCUGAGGACUCAGGAGAAUAUACCUGUCAGUGCAGAGAUCACCACACUACAGCAAGCCUCAAAUUAAAGGACAUGCAAGCAGAGGAGGGAACUAAUGUCCUAUUGCGCUGUGAGCUGUCUAAACCUGGAAUUCCAGUAGAAUGGAGGAAGGGAUAUGAUCUGUUGAAGAAUGGAGUGAAAUACCAAAUAAGGAAAAGGGAGACCAGCCUGGAACUUCUGAUCUGGAAGCCUGUUCCUGAGGACAGUGGGGUCUACAGCUGUGUGUGUGCUGAUCAGAUGACAUCUGCCACUGUCAAAAUCACUGCUCUCCCAGUCACUUUCAAGCAGAAGCUGAGGAAUGUGCUGGUUGAGGAGGGCAACACUGCGGCUUUACGCUGUGAGCUGUCAAAGUCUGGUCACACUGUGGAGUGGAGGAAGAGGGGGGAUGAACUCAUCCGGAGUGGAGAGAAAUAUCAUAUGCGGCAGAGAGACAUGCUGAUUGAACUAAGGAUCUUUGAUGUUACACCUGAGGACAGCGACAUCUACACAUGCAUCUGUGGGAACAUAGAAACCACUGCAACUCUGACUGUUAAUGCUCUUCCCAUCAACUUUAAGCAAAAACUGAAGAACCUCCAAGUAGAGGAAGGACACAACAUCACACUAUAUUGUGAGAUCUCUAAAGCGGGUGUCCCAGUAGAGUGGAGGCUUGGAGGAGAUCUGCUGGAGAACGGAGAGAAGUACCAGAUUAAGCAGAGGGACUCGGCCCUGGAGUUGAUCAUCAGAGAUGCUGAACCAGAGGACAGUGGGAUCUACACCUGUGUUUGUAGAGAGCAGAGAACAAAGGCCACUGUUAAAGUUAUCGCUGUUCCCGCCACAUUUAAAGUAAGUCUGAAGAGCCAGGAGGCCGAAGAAUAUAGCAGUGUGACAUUACGCUGUGAGCUUUCAAAGAAGGGAGUCGCGGUGCAGUGGCAGAGAGAGACUCAGGUGCUGUCCGAGGAGAUAUAUCGAGGAAAGUAUCAGAUGAAGCUGGAAGGAAAGAUAGCUCAGAUGACUAUUCUCAACGUCCAACCAGAAGAUGCAGGGAAGUACAGCUGCAUCACAGGAGAUGAGAAAACCACAGCUGAAGUCAAAGUGAAACCACUUCCUGUGACAUUUAAACGAACGAUCCAGCACCUGGUGGUGAAGGAAGGGGACAGUGGAGUGUUCUGCUGUGAGCUCUCCAAACCUGGAGCUCCAGUGGAGUGGAGGAAAGGCAGGGCAAUCCUGAAGCCUGGAGAAAAAUACGAGAUGAAGCAGGAGGGACCUUUCACUAAACUGGUUGUCAACAACGUAGAGGAGAACGAUGCUGGCAAAUAUAUCUGCAAGACUAAAGACAGCCAAUCGACUGCUGAGCUCACUGUCCAAGGUUUACCACCAAGUUUUAAGAUGCCCCUAGUUAACCAGGAAGUGACGGAGGGCAACAGUGUGGCGCUGCGCUGUGAGCUCAACAAACCUGCCCCUUCAGUGGAGUGGAGGAAAGGAGGAGAGCUGCUGAAAAACGGAGACAAGUACCAGAUGAGGAAGAAGGACCUGCAGGUGGAGAUGAAGAUUGCCGACCUCAUUCUGGAAGACACUGGAGAUUAUACCUGUAAAUGUGGAGAACAGAGUACCCAAGCUAGGGUCAUUGUGAAUGAGCGGCCCAUCAAAUUCCUUCAAGAACUGAAGAAUAUUCAGGUGCAGGAGGGCAAUGGAGUGACGCUCUGCUGCGAGCUCUCCAAACCAGGCACUCCAGUGAAGUGGAAGAAGGGAGACAAGGUGUUGACCAACGGAGAGAAAUACCAGAUAAAGCAGAGCGGCUCCACCCUGGAGCUCCUCAUCAGGAAAAGCCAGCCUGAGGACAGUGGCACAUACAGAUGUGUUUGUGAAGACCUGAAAACAACUUCCACCGUCAUCAUCACUGCGAUCCCGGUGACUUUCAAGCAAAAGUUGAAGAACCAGGAAGCUGUGGAGGAGGGCAGUGUGACACUACGCUGUGAGCUUUCUAAAGCAGGAGUUCCAGUGGAGUGGAGGAAAGAUGCUCAACUUCUGAAGGAGGGAGAAAAAUAUCAGAUGAAGCAAGAAGGCAGGAUGGCUGAGAUGCUGAUCAGAAAUUUAACUCUCACAGAUUCGGGGGAGUACAGCUGUUUUGUUGGCACUGUUGUGACUUCAGCUGACAUCAAAGUGAGAGCGAUUCCUGUAACAUUUAAACAAGCGCUGGAGAAUUUGGAGGUGAAGGAAGGGGACAGUGGAGAUUUCUGCUGUGAGCUCUCCAAACCUGGAGCUCCAGUGGAGUGGAGGAAAGGCAGAGUCAUCCUCAAACCUGGAUACAAAUACGAGAUGAAACAGGAGGGACGUCUCACUAAACUGAUUAUCAACAACAUGGAGGAAAGUGAUGCCGGGAAAUACACCUGCAAGACUAAAGACACCCAAUCAACUGCUGAGCUCACCGUCAAAGCUCCUCCCAUCACAUUCAAGACAAAGUUAAGGAACCAGCAGGUGGAAGAGGAGAACAGCGUGAUGUUGAACUGCGAGCUGUCGAAGCCCGGCCUUGCUGUGGAGUGGAGGAAAGGACAAGAGCUGCUGAAGAAUAAUUUCAAGUACCAGAUUAAAAACCGAAACAGUAGCAUGGAGCUAACCAUCAAAAACACACAGCUAGAGGACAGCGGACCUUACAGCUGCAUCUACGGCGACAUCAAGACCACAGCCAACAUCACCAUUACACCUAUCCCCCUCACCUUUAAAAUGGGUCUGAAGAACCAGGAGGCCCCUGAAGGAGGCAAUGUGACCCUUCGCUGUGAGCUGUCCAGGGCUGGGGUGCCUGUGCAGUGGUGGAAGGCUGAGGACCAGCUCUAUCACGGGGGAAGAUAUCAGAUGACAUUGAAGGGGAGGACAGCCGAAAUGCACAUCAAAAACAUCCAGCCCGAGGAUGUUGGCGAGUACAGCUGCGUCUUGGGGGAGCAGAAGACAACGGCUGAAGUCAACGUGAGAGCGGCAGCAUCCGUGUUCUUUGAGAAGGAACUGGAGAACCAAGCGGUGAUGGAGGGGAAAUCUGUGCUGAUGUCUUGUGAAGUUUCCAGUGCUAAUGUCCCUGUCACUUGGAAGAAGGACAACAAUGUGGUAGAAGGAGGGCAAUACAUUUUAAAGAAGAAAGGCCCCACACACACCCUGGAGAUCAAGAAACUGCAUAUGGAGGAUGCUGGAGAGUACUGCUGCAUCUCCAGAGGCAAGAAGACCACUGCCAAGCUGAUUGUGAGGGAGCGCGUGCGGAUCGUUACAGAGCUGCAAGGUAUAACGGUGACAGCGGGUGAAGACGCAGUGUUUGUGUGUGAGCUGAGCCAUGCAGACGUGAGUGAGGGUGUCUGGUGGCUUGGCUCCAGCCCUCUGCAGAAGAACGAGAUGAACCAGAUGACGUGCCAGGGUCGCCAGCACCAACUGGUCCUCACUAUGACAACACCUGAGGAGACGGGCAUUGUGGCAUUUGUGGUUGGGGAGGAGAGGACCUCAGCACGUCUGCAAGUUGUUCCUAAGGCCCAAGUUUUAUUUGAGGAAAAGCCUAAAGAUGUCGUGAUCAUGGAAGGAGAGACAGCUACUUUGUCCUGCACAACCUCGGAUUUUACCUCCCCUGUUACCUGGAGGCGCAACCACAUCCCUCUCCGAAACGGUGAUAAAUAUGAGAUACUUAAAAAGGGAAAAGUCAACCUAUUGCUUAUCCGUGAUGUGGAUCCCCUGGAUACUGGCACAUACUGCUGUGAUACAGGAGAUGUGCAGAGCAGUGCUAUACUUACUGUAACAGAGCUCCCUCCAUUCUUCCAAGAAGAAUUGCAGAGUGUGGAAGUUGAGGAGGGAGGUACAGCCUCUCUGUACUGUGAGCUUUCUAAACUUGGAGUGCCAAUUCAAUGGAAGAAAAACAGGCUGCCACUAAGAGCCAGCAGAAACUACGAGAUCAGGAAGAAUGGCUGCCUCCUCCAGCUCCACAUCAAGGAUCUCAAACUUGAGGACAGUGGAAGCUACACAUGUCAAGCAGGAAGUGCAGAGACCACUGCUAUUGUGACAGUGAAAGAGCUCCCUCCAUUUUUCAAGAGAGAAUUAAGAAGUGUGGAGGCUGAGGAGGGAGGUGCAGCCUCUCUGUGCUGUGAGCUGUCAAAACCUGGAGUGUCAGUACAGUGGAAGAAGAACAGGCUGCCUCUGAGAGCCAGCAGAAAGUACGAGAUGAAACAAGAUGGCUGCCUCCUCCAGCUGCACAUCAAGGAUCUCCAACCUGAGGACAGCGGCAGCUACACAUUUCAAACAGGAAGUGCAGAGACCACUGCUACUGUAUCAGUGAAAGAUCUCCCACCAUUUUUCAAAGAUGAAUUGCAGAACUUGGAGGCUGAAGAGGGAGGUGCAGCCUCUCUGUACUGUGAGCUGUCUAAACCUGGAGUGUCAGUACAGUGGAAGAAGAACAGGCUGCCACUGAGAGCAAACAGAAAGUACGAGAUGAAACAAGAUGGCUGCCUCCUCCAGCUGCACAUCAAGGAUCUCCAACCUGAGGACAGCGGCAGCUACACAUGUCAAGCAGGAAGUGCAGAGACCACUGCUACUGUAUCAGUGAAAGAGCUCCCACCAUUCUUCAAGGAAGACUUACAAAGCGUGGAGGCUGAAGAGGGAGGUAUAGCCUCUCUGUACUGUGAGCUGUCUAAACCUGGAAUGUCAGUACAGUGGAAGAAGCACAGGCUGCCACUGAGAUCCAGCAGGAAGUAUGAGAUGAAACAAGAUGGCUGCCUCCUCCAGCUCCACAUCAAGGAUCUCAAACCUGAGGACAGCGGCAGCUACACAUGUCAAACAGGAAGUGCAGAGACCACUGCUACUGUAUCAGUGAAAGAGCUCCCUCCAUUCUUUAAGAAUGACUUAGAUAGUUUAGAGGCUGAGGAGGGAGAUACAGCCUCUUUGUACUGUGAGAUGUCUAAACCUGGAGUGUCAGUACAAUGGAGGAAGAACAGGCUGCCUCUGAGAGCGAACAGGAAGUACGAGAUGAAACAAGAUGGCUGCCUCCUCCAGCUGCACAUCAAGGACCUCAAACCUGAGGACAGCGGCAGCUACACAUGUCAAGCAGGAAGUGCAGAGACCACUGCUACUGUAUCAGUGAAAGAGCUUGUACCAUUCUUUAACAAAGAAUUACUAAGCGUGGAGGCUGAAGAGGGAGGUGCAGCCUCUCUGUGCUGUGAGCUGUCCAAAGCUGGAGUGUCAGUACAGUGGAAGAAAAACAGGCUGCCACUGAGAGCAAACAGGAAGUAUGAGAUGAAACAAGAUGGCUGCCUCCUCCAGCUCCACAUCAAGGAUCUCAAACCUGAGGACAGCGGCAGCUACACAUGUCAAGCAGGAAGUGCAGAGACCACUGCUACUGUAUCAGUGAAAGAGCUCCCUCCAUUCUUUAAGAAAGACUUAGAUAGUGUAGAGACUGAGGAGGGAGAUACAGCCUCUUUGCACUGUGAGUUGUCUAAACCUGGAGUGUCAGUACAAUGGAGGAAGAACAGGUUGCCUCUGAGAGCCAGCAGAAAGUACGAGAUGAAACAAGAUGGCUGCCUCCUCAAGCUGUACAUCAAGGAUCUCCAACCUGAGGACAGCGGCAGCUACACAUGUCAAGCAGGAAGUGCAGAGACCACUGCUACUGUAUCAGUGAAAGAGCUCCCACCAUUCUUCAAGGAAGACUUACAAAGUGUGGAGACUGAGGAGGGAGGUGCAGCCUCUCUGUGCUGUGAGCUGUCUAAACCUGGCGCAUCAGUACAAUGGAAGAAGAAUAGGCUUCCACUCAGAGCCAGCAGGAAGUAUGAGAUAAAGCAAGAUGGCUGCCUUCUCCAGCUGCACAUCAACAAUCUCAAACCUGAGGACAGCGGCAGCUACACAUGUCAAGCAGGAAGUGCAGAGACCACUGCUAUGGUGUCUGUGAAAGAGCUCGUACCAUUCUUCAACAAAGAAUUACAAAGCAUGGAGGCUGAGGAGGAAGGUUUAGUCUCCCUGUAUUGUGAGCUGUCUAAACCUGACAUAUUAGUACAAUGGAAGAAGAACAGGCAGCCAUUGAGAGCGAACAGGAAGUAUGAGAUGAAGCAAGAUGGCUGCCUCCUCCAGCUCCACAUCAAGGAUCUCAAACCUGAGGACAGCGGCAGCUACACAUGUCAAGCAGGAAAUGCAGAGACCACUGCAACUGUGACAGUGAAAGAGCUCCCACCAUUCUUUAAGGAAGACUUAGAAAGUGUAGAGGCUGAGGAGGGAGGUGCAGCCUCUCUGUACUGUGAGCUGUCUAAACCUGGAGUGUCAGUACAAUGGAAGAAGAACAGGCUGCCACUGAGAGCAAACAGGAAGUAUGAGAUGAAGCAAGAUGGCUGCCUCCUCCAGCUGCACAUCAAGGAUGUCAAACCUGAGGACAGCGGCAGCUACACAUGUCAAGCAGGAAGUGCAGAGACCACUGCUACUGUAUCAGUGAAAGCACUAGAGCUGACUCCACCAAAGGCAGAUCCUUCCACGAUACUGCCCCGGGAAAAGGGCACUGUUUCCAAACCAACUCCUACUCCAGAGAACCAGAAGCCUGGAAUCCAAGAGGCCAAGCCUGUUCCUCCAGAGCCCAAAAAGAGAGCUAAUAGGAAAGCAUCUAUUACAAGUUUAGAAAAACAUAUGGAGCCAAUUUUUGACCUAAAACAGGGCAUCCAACCUGCAAGAUCUAUGGCGAAAGACUUUGAUGUUGCACAGAACGUAACACAACUGGAGAAGCAUGGGGAGAAAGACAGUGAGGUGUACAAGGAAAUUGACAAGACAAUGAUACUACUGGAGAAGGAUGAUGGGGUUGACAAGGAGACGGAAGAGCCAGCAAGGCCUUUGGAAAGGGAGAAAGACGUUUUCAUGGAGAAGAGACAACCAGGAACGAAUUCAGAGAGAUUACUCAAAGUUGACCGUAACGCAAGUCAGUUAGACAGGGUUCAGGGACACACUUUGUUUGAACAAAAGAAAAGGGGAAAUGAAGUUGAAGAGAGCUCAAAACAAGCAGGAAUGCCUUCAGAGAAAACAAGUGAAGUUGAGAGGAAGGAAAGCCAUCCAGGAAAAGUCCUGUGGCAGAACAGUCAAGAUGAAAAACAGCCUGUGAAACUAUUAGAUAAAAAUAUUGGUAAUACAACAAUAAAGGAACAAGAAGAGAAGUCCACAGUAAAGGAGGGCAAAGUAGAGGAAGAGGAACCUUUUAAACCACCAGUAAGAUCUAAAGGAAAGGUAACAGGGGUGAAGGAGCCGCUUAAAUAUGUUCCAAAGGAAAAUGAGGAGAUCGUUGUCCAAUCAGUAAAGCCUACUGUAAAUGAUUCUGAAGAAGACCAUAAACAGAGAGACCAUUUGAAACAACAAGUGGCCAUAGAAGCAGAGAGAGAGGAAAAGCCACUAAAACUAGUGCCGUCUGUAAAUCAGUUGGACAAACAGUUAGUCGAACAACCAGUAGAGGCUGCAUUUGCCCCUCCAAAACCACCUGCGAGGAUAAAAAGCAAAGCAAAGGGGGGAAUGAAAAAACAAUCAUCAAGGGACACAGAGACAGAUCAAGAUGAUGGACAGAUGACAAGAGUUGUGGUGAAAACAACAGAUGAUCAGCCAAUUAAAAUGUCAAUAGGGUUUUUGAAAAAAGAGGUUGAAGAGAAACCAAUAUUCGAGAGGAAACAAUCAGUAACAACAGACACUGAGAUGGUUGAGAAAAUUAAGCAACCUGUGAAAGCUGCGGAGAAAGAUGCAAACACUAAACAGCCGAUCAAACAACCAAUAAAACCCAUGAGAAAAGAAGCUGAACUGGUGCAGGAAAUGAAACUUGUAGUCGAGCCAAUGAGAAGGGAGGAAGAACAACAAAGAACAAAGACGACAGAAGACAUUCCUCUCCUCUACAUUUCUGAAGAUGAAACUUUCUUAGAGGCUUUGACUGACAUACCGGCCAACCACAGCAAUGUCCAGACCCCUGGUGCUUUUGUUGAGGGGUCCACCCAACCCGCUACUCUUCCUCCAAUUAAUGUACCGCAGAAGGCACAACCACCAAAUGAAGGUACACCGGAGAUUGACAUCAGUGUUGAGGAUGAACCACAAAUGAGAGAGGCUGCAGUCAAGAUCCAGGCUGCCUUCAAAGGCUACAAAACCCGCAAAUUCAUGCGACCUGUCUUUAAAGAGGUGUUUAAGAACCAGAGUGCAAAUCUUCAUGGUACAGUCACUCUAGUGUGUAUUGUAGAAGGAAAAGUCAGCACAGCGCGCUGGCUAAAACACGGCCAACAAAUCCUUAAUGACCAGCGACGCCGGGUUGAGACUACAGAGAACGGUGUCUGCACACUGGUGAUCAAAAACCUGACUACCUUUGACAGUGGAAUCUAUACAUGUGAGGUGGUGAAUACGUUUGGUGUGACCUCCUACAAUGGAAACUUAACAGUAGUACAGCCUCAGAAGCCUGUUCCGGCAGUCCAAAAACCUGUACACCCUCCACUUGCAGCCAUAACUCCUCUGCAACUCGCCCCGCCAAAGCUUGAGGCCCAGGCCAAAGCACAAACUCAGGAUCAGUCUGACACUCAAACUCAGAUACCCACUUCAGCUACAGUUGCUGCGAACUACGUAGAAAAUGUGAGCGUCUCUCUGUGGGAGGCCUACAACCUGACGGAGGACACUCAGAUGAGCCUACGAGAGAGGAGAGGAUCCUCACUCAUUGCUGCCAGCUCCAUGUCGAGUCCCUCGGAUUAUGACACAGCUCCAGAUGUGAUGGAACCUGUUGAGACUGGCCCAGCUGUACCAAGGGAAGUAACUAAAGCAGCGGACAAAGUGACUCCAAAAGAUGAUAAAGAACAGAUGGCUCCUCCACAAUCUCCGAAGAAACUACUGAAGGUCAAAGGGGCUCACGAAAGUAGAAUGAGGACACCCUCUCCUAAGCACCACCGCACUCACACACCCUUAACUAGUGCCGUCUCUGGAUCAGAGUCAGAAGGGGAAGAGGAUAGACGAGAGACAUUUGAAAUGUAUGUGGCUCGAGCUGAUUGCAGUCCAAGCAGCGGAAAAAAGGACAGUUUUGUUCUGAAAGAGGGCCAGUUUGUAGAGGUCCUGGACUCUGUUCAUCCGGACAGGUGGCUGGUGAGGACCAAACCCACCAAAACCAACCCUGCUCGACAAGGAUGGGUGUGUCCAGCCUACCUGGAGAAGAAGAGGAAGGAGACCUUCCCGCAACUGAGAGCGCCUCAAGAGGAUCUUGAUGGAAUUGGUUCUACUGGAGAAGAGUACAGGAGAGCUCUGAGCCAGCUGAUCCAAGGCCUGAUUGAUGGAGAAGAGGAGUUUGUAAAGGAGAUGAAGAUGUUUACCUCUCACCAGCUGAAUUAUUUGGAUUCUAGCCGCCACGUCCCCAUUAACAUCCUUAACCAGAAGGAGAUCAUUUUCAGGAAUAUCAAGGACAUUGUGUUUCUGCAUGAGAGGUCCAUCCUUCCCGGGCUAAGAGAGUGUGCCACAGACGACGAUGUGGCUAUGCAUCUGAUCAAACACACAGAGGACUUUGAGAAAUAUCUUCACUACAUGGUGGGACAAGCACAAGCAGAGGCCUGCGUCGCUGUCAAGGCUGUCCAACAGUAUUUCAAAGUAUUCACAACAUCUUUACCAGAGUCUGGUAAGCCUGAAGAUCCUGUCAUGGAUGUCCUUACUUUCCUCCAGCGACCAGUGGAGAGGAUUCAAACUUACCAGGCUCUACUGAAGGAGCUGAUCAAGAACAAAGCCAAAAGUGGCCAGAGCUGCUGUCUUUUGGAGGAUACCUUCUCCAUGGUGUCCUGUCUACCCUGGAGGUCUGACAACCUGCACCAGGUGUCCCUCAUCGAGAACUACCCAGCUCCUCUAAUGGCCCUGGGCGAGCCCAUGCGACAGGGAGUCUUCACAGUGUGGGAGGAAUCUCCAGACAUCAAGACGGGCUCUAGAGGGCAUCAAAGACAAGUCUUUCUCUUCAAGGAAUGUAUUGUACUGUGUAAACUUAAAAGAGACUCCACUAUGAACAGUGACACCUUCACCUUCAAGAACAAAAUGAAGCUGAAUGAUGUGGACAUAAAGGAGACUUUGGGAGGAGAUGAAAAGUCUUGGGGGUUGUGGCAUGAGCACAGAGGCUCAGUGCGGAGGUACACACUGCAGGGACGCUCCACCCUGGUCAAACUCUCCUGGCUCAAGGACCUGAAGGAGCUACAGCAACGUUCCAGUCUGCCCACUAACAGUCCACCAGUGUAUGAAGCACCGUUGUCUGACUGCACAACAAAGAUAGGACAGACAAUCAAACUGACCUGUAAGGUCACAAGAUCACCAAAACCGGUGGUCAGCUGGCUCAAAGACGGCCUUCCUUUAGAGGACGACCCCCGUCACAUCAUCAUGGCAGACCGGUCAGGCACCUGCAGUCUCAUCAUCGACAGCCUCACUGCAGAGGACUCUGGACAGUAUGCCUGCUAUGCUAUCAGCUGCAUGGGCAGCGCUGGUACUCUGGCUAAGGUUGUGGUGUGCGCUCCACCCAGAUUUGUGUAUCGGUUAGAGAGUACUUGUCUGAUAGAAGGAGAGAAUAUACAGUUUACCUGCUCCACACUUACUACUCCUUUACCACGAAUCAGGUGGUUGAAAGAUGGCAGAGAGUUGACUGACCAGCAAAAAUACGUAAUCCUGAAUGAUGCUCGGAGUGGAAUCUUGUGUCUGACGGUCAUCAGUGCAACAGAGGCGGAUAUUGGACAGUACGAGUGUGAGCUUUGGAAUGAGUUUGGCUGCAUCAAGUGCAAGGCAGGGCUGUGCCCCGCUUACCUACCACCGAUUGAUAUUGAGGAUGACCAACCACAGGACUUACCUUCUAAAGGUAGGACAGCCAGAGCCGCUAAAGGUAAAUAUCCUCCACACAGGAUGGAAAGCCAUGGCAGGGUUUUCAUGUGGAUCCUCCACACUUUCACCAGUUCAGCUAUAAAUACUUAUUUUAAGUGUCUGAUCCAUAAAUUCCUGCUAAAUACCAUUUUGGUUUUCAUAGACGCAGACUCCGAGGGCUGGUCCACUGCCUUCGUGAAGAAAUGGCUACAGACGGAUUUCGGUCCGACCUCUAUUGCUAAGAUGCUCUUCCCUCCUGGACACCCUGAACAAACUGAAUGUAGCACUGAAGAGGCUGUUCCUGCCUCGACAUCCAUGGAUCAGGCGAUACAGCAGCCUGUGCGUUACCUCGAGGAAGAAGAGGAGAUCUACAUCUCAGAGCAAAUGCAGGACAUUACAGAUGCUCCUCCCUCCAUCCAGGUACCCACUGAGGAUCUGUGUGUAGAGCCUGGCCAACCAGCUACAUUUACUGCCAUCAUCACAGGAAGGCCGACUCCUAAUAUACAGUGGUACAAGGAUGGAGAGGAGCUUGCAGCCAAUAAUAAUGUAGAGAUAGUACAGCAUGGCGCCCGCUGCACAGUGACCAUCGUGUGCCCCGACAGUGAGGACAGUGGCAUAUAUACCUGCUUGGCCUACAACGACUCUGGCCAUGCCUCAUGCCAGGCUGAGCUGACAGUGGAGGAAGGCCCACUGGAGUGUCAGGAAAGAGAGGUGGAGCUCGGGAAGAGAAGGAAGUUAUUCUCCGUUUAUGAUGUCCAUGAGGAAAUUGGAAGGGGAACCUUCGGGGUAGUAAAGCGAGUAGUCCACAGAAGAACAUGUGAAGUGUUUGCUGCCAAGUUCCUGCCUCUGCAGAGCAGCACUCGGACCAGGGCCUUCCAGGAGAGGGACUUGCUAUCCCGUCUGGCUCACCCCAGAGUUGCUUGUCUGCUGGACUUCUUUUGUACCAGACGCACUCUGGUGCUGAUCACAGAAAUCUGCUGUUCUCAUGGACUUCUGGACCAUUUAUUACUAAAAGGAUCAGUCCCUGAGAGAGAGGUUCGGUCAUACAUCCAGCAAAUCCUUGAAGGAGUUGGUCACAUUCACAGCAUGAACAUUUUGCACCUGGACAUUAAACCUGAUAAUAUACUCAUGGUGUAUCCGCCCAGAGAUGAGAUCAAGAUCUGUGACUUUGGCUUUUGCCAGGAAAUAGACACAUCCAGACACCAAUACAGUAUGUUUGGUACACCAGAGUUUGUUGCCCCUGAAAUUGUUCACCAAGAACCAGUCACUGUGACCACCGAUAUUUGGUCUGUAGGUGUAAUAGCCUAUAUAUGUCUGGUGUGCCGUUGCCCUUUUGCGGGACCGACAGACCGUGCUACACUGCAGAGGGUGGGGGAGGGGACCCUGAACUGGGAUGCCCCUGACGUCUCCUCAAGGAGCCCUGAUGCCCAGAACUUUCUCCACAUGCUCCUUCAGCCAGAUCCAGAGAAGCGACCAUCUGCCUUUGAGUGCUUGAGCCACAAAUGGCUCCAGGACGAACAUGCAGGAGAAGACACGGAUGAAAUCAACACCAAGACUUUGAAAAUCUUCAUCUCAAAAAGGAAAUGGCAGCGUUCGUUGACCUGCAUUGGCUCAGUUCUCACGCUGAGGCUCAUCCCUGAGCUGCUGGACGCUCCUCUCAGAGAGACUGCAGUGACAGUGCCCCGCGAGCCCCAGGAGCACAGCAGCACUUCUGUGAGCAGUGGCUCCUCAUCGGAGUAUGACGAAGCUGACUCUUGGGACUUUUUCCAGCACUACAGUCCGACUGAGGAGGAGGAAGAAACUGAGGAGGACUAUGAUCCUUUAACGGAGAGAGAGCACAUCCCAGAGCCUUUUGCCAAACUCCACCUAGAUGCAGAAGAGGAAGUGACAUUAGGGGAGGAAGAAGAGGAGGAGAUGGUAGGAAGGAGGAGUGUACUAGAGCGGAGUAUGAGCAGGCACUCAGUUGCGUCGUCAGAUGCGUCAGGCCAACAGACGCCUCACAGGGAGCGUAGGUUCAGCAAGGACAGCAGUCAAUCUCUCUACCUUUCUGAUGGAAGUGAGGGUUCAGGGAGUGACGGAGCUCGUAUCCCUCGUGGCAGUGUCAUCCGAAGCACUUUCUACAGCACCUCUCAUCAGCUUUCACCCAUGUCUGCCAGACACAUGACAUUACGGGACAAAUUCCAGGUCAAAAAGCAGGAGAGAGGCCGCAAACCACUCCGGAGAAGCUUUUCUGGACGUCUCAACGAGCCUCUUAUAGAAUAUGUGGAGGAUGAGACGGAGACCAAUCGUGGCCAAAGACGGGGAUCUGUCCAGCCUACAAUGCAGAAGUCCUGUUCCUUUGACAGUGGUGUUGGCCUCGCCCACACCAACGUACCCCCUCACAGGAGGAGCAGGUCUCUUGAUGAGUAUUCACGGCGAUCUCCCAGCUCACCCAAGCGCACAAAGUCGGGUGAAGAAGAAGGCUCUCAAAGUCUAAAGGAAGAUUUAACAGAUGAUGAAGUGGCAGGGAGAGGAUUGUUGGCCAUCCCGAGCCCUCGGCGACCCACAAGAAGAAGAGGCUCUGUUGCUCCAAUACAAGGGACUGGCGUUCCAGGUGGAUCAUCUGUUCCCUCAAGUGUCCUUGCUGGAGACAGAAUGAGCCCCAGGCUGGAUCAGGAGCAGGCAGCGGGCGACACCUUCGCUGGCUCCCAGGGGUCUCUUGCUGAGUCGUCUAUUUUAGAGCACGGUGGCUCUGAGUCUUCAAGCAGACUCGGCUCCUAUGAGGAGCUUGAGUCAUGGUCAUCUCAGAGCGAGGCACAGAUCAGGAGAGAUAACCGCACCCGCUCCAACCCCAACAUAUCCACAAACAGCAGGGGUCAGCCAGGGACCCCACUAACAGUGAGCCCCAGUCCCAGCCUCUCUUCUCUGCAGGCCCCAGAGAGGCCUCCCAGAGCCAAGGACAGAAAGGAGGGCUGUGGCCUCCAAAGGCAUGCAUCUGCUCCGGCCCUCGAAGCCCAGCCACCUACAGGAAAGUCCCCCAAGCUGGGACUGCUGAAGAUCUUCCGCAGGCAGUCCUGGACCAGCCACUCAUACUCCCAGCUGGACAACACAGAGUUAGGACCCACACUAGGAGAGAUCAUGAAGCCAGAUACUCCCACCAUGUCGCUGAGGAAGAAAAUGAGAGCUUCAGCCUCCAGCCUGACCAAGCUGUUUUCCAGGUCUUCUAGUAAGGAGGAUGUGAAUAAAGGAGGGCCGAUAGUAAAAGGAUCAGCUCCCAUCGCACCUGAAAGGCAGCAUAAAACUGGUCUUGAGAGUCCAAAAAAGAGGACCUCCAAACUAUUACCUUCUUUUAAAAUACCUGCAUUCAAUAAGACCAAAGAUCUGCUGGCCCGUCCCAACAAGCCUGAAGUGCUCCAGUUAGAUGGAGGUGGAGUCCUGCUGGUUUGGAAACCAGUCCAGUCCAGUAACCCUGUCAACUUCUGUGUGCAGUACUGUACAGAAGGUGGGGAGUGGACGGUCUUGUCGGAGGAUGUGACUGAAAGCUGCUAUGUGGUGAAGGACUUACCCAGAGGAGCCUCUUAUGUGUUCCGAAUAGGCUGCAUCACCAAGACAGGAGCAGGACCUUUCAGUGAUGCUUCAGCACCUGUUGUUAUGCCUACUCAUCCUGAAGAGAUUCACAUUCCUCUAAUCCAGACUGAGUCACUGGGGUCAAAGGUCACUGGGUCAGAACAACAGACAACACACAAAAACUACAAUUUCCUCUCUGAGAUCAACAGGGGUCGUUUCAGCAUAGUUACCCUGUGCAGGGAUGCUGACACCAGCCAAGUGUUUGUUGCCAAGAUCACCCCUUACCAGGCAGAGCAGAGACAAUUGGUGCUGAGGGAAUACCAGCUGCUGAAGAGGCUUCAUCACCCUCACCUGGUGCAGCUGCACACCGCCUAUUUCACCUCCUGCUACCUGGUGUUAGUGGAGGAGCUCUGUCCCGGCAGGGAGCUGCUCUACAGUCUGGCAACGAGAGAUCUGUACGCAGAGACUCACGUCGCCGAGCUGCUGGUUCAAAUUCUGAGUGCAGUUGACUACCUUCACAGCCGUCGAGUCAUCCACCUGGACCUGAAGUCUGACAACAUGCUGGUGGAUGAUUGCAACCACCUGAAAAUAGUUGACUUGGGCUCGGCUCAGUCCUUCACACCCGGUCAGCCUCUCAACAUCGAGCACAUCCAGGGCCUGUCAGAGAGCAAAGACUGCCGCAGCAAAGUUUAUAUUGUCCUUCCUAAAGCUCCGGAAAUCCUGGAAGGUCACGGUGUCGGGCCUGAAACUGACGUUUGGGCUAUUGGAGUCCUGUCCUUCAUCAUGUUGAGUGCCGACAGCCCGUUCCAUGCAGAGCACAGCUGGGAGCAAGACAGAAACAUCAAGAAAGGGAAGAUCCAGUUUGGGCGCUGUUACCCUGGUCUGUCAGAGGGAGCCUUAAACUUCAUGAAGAGCAGCAUGAAUAACAAAUCCUGGGGGAGACCCACUUCAGCCGAGUGUCUCCAGAACCCGUGGCUGCGUGCCCAUCGUGCCCCACACAAAGGCCGACACUCCAAAGUGUGUUUCUCCACAGACAAGCUUAAAGAUUACCUCAAGCAGAAGGAGGAGAAACGAGACCAGGUCCGCAUCAAGCUUCAGGGUCCCUUCUUCCAGUAAGGCAACACUGUGGUGUGUGUUUUUUUUUACUAGCGGCUUUUCCUAGAAACUAUAACCAACACAUGUCAUUUCAGCUGAUAGUUUCCUGUGUGGCUCAUUUCUAAUUAGCUGGAGCCAGGCCAGAUUAUAAAAAUCAUUAUAGUAUCCUCUGAUUUUAAAAUUGUAAUGCGUCUUAAUGAAUUUUCAAAGUGUAUUUAUCCAUUAGCUUGUAUAUGUUAAUGUGCUGCAUUGUUUGUGCUUUGGUUUAUAUGGAAACAUAUCAGGGAUGAGGUUUAGUCUAAGAGUGCAUGAGUUGUAAAAUUUAGAUUUUGUGACACAAGAAACUGUUGUUUUACUCCUCAGUGUCAGGCAGAGUUUGGCCUUAAAGUGCAAACAGUUUUCUUGUAAAUGUACACAUUUUGCCUUAAAGUUAUAAUGUACAAAUGGAAAAUCAAUUACAUUUUUGAAUGCUUCAUAAUAGUUAAAUAUUGGGUUAGUCACCCAACCGAAUGAGUUGAUAAAUUAAAGAUUAA